This is a messenger RNA of Biomphalaria glabrata, 3741 nucleotides long. RefSeq lists its product as uncharacterized. The record is from RefSeq and is a predicted model, not a curated record. NCBI's taxonomy places the organism in Eukaryota, Metazoa, Mollusca, Gastropoda, Planorbidae. Bases 284 to 3694 code for a protein of 1136 amino acids. The transcript is spliced from 14 exons.
CACAGUUAUGAAUUUCAUAGUUUACUUUUAGAUUAACCUAAACCCUGCACUUUUUUUUUAAACAGUGACACUACUUAUGUCAAGACGAAACAAAAGUUAACACUGUUACAAGUGAAAUUCUAAACCAAAUGUUUAUGGCUAGUGCGGGUUAAAAAACUGAGAAUAAAGAAUUUCAAACAUCUCUGUUAUGUUAAACAAGCAACGAUGAAAAUUGUCUCAAAGUAAUUUCUCUCUCUCUAUGACAAGAUUUUUUGGGGGCUAGAAGUGUAAGAAGAACCAGAGUAUGAAUAUCUACAGUGAGACAGAUCAAGAAUGUAAUAAAGAAAAGUUAAGAGCAGAAUUUGAACCUUGCAGUGAAAAUAAAACCAAGACUGAAGACAUAAAAUAUAAUGAAAGAAAAGAGAGACGAGAUCACGACGACACUGGGACUAAAGACAAUGAGGCUGUACUGAAAUUAAACAACAGAGAGGACACAGAUAAUUUAGAACUAGAAAACUUGGAGACUAAAGACAAUGAGGCUGUACAGGAAUUAAACAACAGAGAGGACACAUAUAAUAUAGAACUAGAAAACUUGGAGACUAAAGACAAUGAGGCUGUAGAGAAAUUAGACAACAGAGACAACUCAGAUAAUAUAGAACUAGAAAACAUGGAGACUAAAGACAAUGAGGCUGUAGAGAAAUUAGACAACAGAAGUGAUGACAGAGAGGACACAGAUAUUACAGAAAUAGAUGAUACAACAACGACGUCUGACGAUGACGAAGAAUCUGAUAGUGAUGAAGACCACAGUGAAAGUGAUGACAAUGUUGAUGAUUUCCAUGACAAAGUAAUACAGGAAACUGAUGAAGUAAAAAGUGAAAACGACAAAACCUCACUUGCAAUCCAUGAGGUCGGACACAUGGUUAGUGAAAAUACUGAUCCAAAUGGCAUCCCGAGAGACUUCAAAGCAGCAGAGAAUCAUACCUCGAGCAAUACAUUUACCCUGGUGGUCACCUACGAUAACCCAAACCAGGAAGACCUAAUAAAUCCACAGACUGACAGGAGUAAAGAAACAAACUUAAAUAUUUCCCAGAGCUCCUCUUUCUCCAGCAACUACGACUACCGUGAUGGUACGCUCGCCCCGGAUGUAGACUCGGACAGUCUUGCAGACUCAUGGGAUUGGACAUUUCCUAACCUGAACGUGAGUGAGCUGGACAUCCCUGCCGAGCAGAAGUAUUCAAAGAAGAAAGGGCGCCGGAUUUCGAAGAAAAUCCCCAAGUCUUCCAGACGUGAAGUUAGCGUAGGAACACAAACAGAGGAGGUAACUCAUUUGACGGAUAAUCAAAGCGCUUCAACUAUUACUGACCCGAAUGUACUUCAAGACUCUACAUCAAGAACAGAUCAGCCUGAAAAUGUAAAACCUAAAAGGAAAAAGAUGAAAUCUAAAAAGACAGAAUUUGACGAAGACAUUGUGUACUUCGAAGAUCCUUCCUCCUCUCGUCUGUUCAAGACAAAACUUCUCUACCUGAACACAGACUCGAAGGUGAGAAUCAAGUCAAGCAGCUCUUGGACCGAGAUAAGAAACAGUAAACCCAAGCGGACUAUUCCGGAAGACCCUCAAGAACUGAAUCACACAUUAAAGAGUACUGUUCAAGACUUUGAGAAGAGAAAUGUGAAACGAGUUCUCACAAAAUUACCGAACAUCGAAUCGAAGUUCAUUCGUCCUCAUCCCAAAUCUGACGUGCACACUGCCGAGACUUCAAGGCUUGCGCCCACCCUAAGCAGAGACUUGGAAACAUCUCUGUCCGCGUCUAAACCCAAUCACAUUCCUCUGAACUCUAGUCUGAAGCUAAACAACUCUAUGUCAGACUCGCACCCUCUUUUCGGUGACGCCAUAACUGAGAGACUGAUCAAUUGGAGGCUAGCUCGUGGCAGGACAAUGUCCAGGCCUGAUGUAUUCCGAAGGAGUAUGACCAGAGAUGAGCUCCAGAGAGGCAUUGAUGACUUCUUGGAAUCUAUAAAAGAGAAGCAGUCUAGCCUAGGGAGAUUCAAACACACAGCAAGGCUGGUAGUCAUACUCCUGAGAGCAAUAGGUUUUAAACCACACACGCCAGAAGAAGACAGCCACAAUUUUCUCUCGUGGACUGUGGUCUAUGAUGAAGUGCUCGGGAUCUCGAGACUUAAUUAUGACAGUGGCACUUUGACCUUUGACCCCCUCUUGUAUAAAGCGAAUAAAGAGACUACAGUCAGUGACGACGUGAAAGUUAUUCUUCAACUUCCUCCAGGUCAAAGAACACAGGCUCAUGUGCACAUGGUUAAAGUCUGUUUCAAGCAAGUGGCGCCUUCAUUCUCAGAGUUUCCAAUAAGAAUUCAAGAAUCUAUGAUCAAAGUGUGCACCUACGACAAAUUUAAGGCGGGAAGAGUUAUAAUUAGGCAAGGUCACAGGGCCGAGAACUUCUACUUCAUCUUGUCUGGCUGUGCGGUUGUUACUGAGUUAGACCUUUAUGCUAAUCACGUUCACACCACCAAUGUGCUGGGAAAAGGAAACAGUUUUGGAGAGCUGGCUCUGCUGAACAGGUCUCUUAGGUCUGCUACAGUCACGUGCAGGGAAGAUGUGGAACUUAUCUGGAUUGAGCGUCAGGAUUUCAUUGACAUCUUCAUGGCACGAGUGUCUGGCAAGGAGGCUGAUCACAUUACUUUUCUGAAGACCGUUGAGUUGCUCCAAGGUUGGCCCGUGGACAGAUUGCCAGCCCAGAACCCCAAACUAUGUGCCUUCACUUAUGUCAGACGUGGUGUUGUCUUAUGCCAGGACAGUUCCAAGAGUGACUGGAUAUUUGUACUGGUGUCUGGCUCCUGUAAAAUUUUGAAAGCACUCACUGACGCUCCUCUGAACAAGCAGCAGAAGGCAGACAUCCUAAACGAAAGAUCCACGCACUUACCAAGUAUUAGUAUAGCUCCGGCCAUGUCUAAUUUCGCCACCAUCUACACAAUGAACAACAGUAACAGGUUCGACGCUGUAGCAGACGACAGCGCCAUUGUAGUCAGCAACCGAACCAGGAGGCAAGGAUUGGUUCAAAGACCUAAUCUGGUGACUGAGUCCUUGAAUUUACUCAACAAAUCGGAAGCUUGUGUUUCUAGGUCUCAAAGUGUCCAUCAAGCUGAGAUAGAACAGAUAUUUGUACAGAAACACACUGUACCGCCAUUACAGGAAGUGAAGUCGUACGCCGACAGGCCAUCAGAGCACAACUCAUCUCGGAUAACAACGCAAACUCUACAGCUGCCUCCCACGACUUCAUUGUUUCAACCCAAAAGGCAGUCGUACGGGCUCCAGCCACCAGCACUGCCCCAGCUGGUCACGUCAUCAGUCCAAGGACCAUCGAACACGCGCCAGGUGUUCAUAGAAGUAGCUCGAUUGGAUUCUGGAGAUGUUUUUGGCUUAGAUCAGGUGGUGUUGGUUGGUGUACGAAAGGUCACGUCAUUCAGCCUCGUUUCAGACGGCGCAGAAGUGGUGCUCAUCAAUAAAAAGUUUUUCAUGAAAAAUCUAACGGAAGAAACCAUGAAGGACAUGCGCAAGAAGAUCAAUCCGCUUCCAAGUGAAAAGGUUCUGCAAAGAAAUCUAGAGACAUUGAAAACCUGGGAAGCUUAUAAAGCUGUGACUUUGUCCAGAUAUGCCUCCUGGAGACAGAAGCUUGCAGACGUUCCAGAGUUUUCUAGAUGAUAUUCAUCUAUUUCUCACAUAUCGCAUAAAAUGAAUUUUAUUCUAAA